UAUUUGGUUCUGGACAUUGUAUAUUUGCAGCCAACGUCUGCAAUAUAAUCCUCUUCAUAUCAUCUUCUCUUUGCCAUUCCUCUGAUAACCUCCAAUCACACCUCACCGGUGUUAGCCACGACAAACAGUGGAAGGAGAAGCCCUACGCACCUGCAGCAGCGCGACGAAUCGAACAUCUACCACACAGAUUUGCGUCGCACAACACCUCCAUUACAGAUCUUGCGUUUGUGAUAGAUAGUGAUAUCACUUUCAAGAGUAAAGAAUGGGUGACAAGAAGAAAAAGGCUCAGAUGUUUGUGAAACUAGUGUCUGCUGCCGGCACUGGGUUUUUCUAUGUAAAGAGGAAGCCGAGACAGUUCACAGAGAAGCUUGAGUUUCGAAAAUUUGAUCCUAGGGUUAAUCGUCAUGUUCUCUUUACAGAGGCUAAGAUGAAGUGAUUUGGUACCUUGUAUGGCUUCAUUUCCCUUUAACUGGAUCAUUCUUAUACUUCUCUCAAAGGGUUUUCUAUGUUUUUGUUGAUUUACCUUGAUUUAUGUAGUUCUGGGUUAGAUUUGUUCGGUUUAGAUUAGGAAAUUACCUAAAUAAGAGAGGAUUGUGGCAGCUUUGUGUUAGAGUUUUGUAAUGAUUGUUUCAGAACAGAAUCGAAAGACCAAUUAUGUUGGGUAGUUGA
Vigna angularis (adzuki bean) is the source of this 669-nucleotide messenger RNA. RefSeq lists its product as uncharacterized. The coding region runs from base 263 to 436 and encodes 57 amino acids. The transcript has a single exon. Lineage: Eukaryota; Viridiplantae; Streptophyta; Magnoliopsida; Fabales; Fabaceae. Gene Ontology annotation, biological process: translation. Gene Ontology annotation, molecular function: structural constituent of ribosome. Gene Ontology annotation, cellular component: large ribosomal subunit; ribosome. The record is from RefSeq and is a predicted model, not a curated record.